AUGUUGAACAACUACAUAAAUUUUUAUAUGUCAUUUGCUGGCUUUGCUCUAACCAUAUUUCAUUUGACAGUUCUAACCCAAAAGUCUAUGAGAACAACUUCAGUGUUCUCAAUUAUGAUUUCCAUUGCAUUGUGUGACUUGGUGUUCAUGAUGGUAUCAAUUCUAGUGAAAGACAUAAUUGCAGGAUAUGAUGGAACUGAUUGCACUCCCUCAAAUAGUCUUUUCACUGCACACCUGUAUUGGGUUCUUGUGACAUUUAGAGACGUCGUAAUACGGUGCGCCACAUGGCUAACAGUUUUUAUGGCAUUGAUUCGAUUUCUGGUAUCCAAGUUUUCAUCGAGUCUACGACUUCAAGCAAUGUCCAGCUUUAAGUUUGGUACGAAUGGAGCGAUUAUCUGUUUUUCCGCCAGUUUGAUGUUUUCUUGUGGCUACUACACGAGUGUUAAGAUUGUUGAAACUCGCAUUUGGGCACCUGCUCCAAGUUGUUCCAACCAGGCUUCAUAUCCAUUCUAUGAGCAGAAAGUUUCUGACUUCUUUGCUUUGAAUCAUGAAACACCACAAGAAUUUAUCAACUUAUAAACGGUAUUUCCUCGAAGAUUCUUCCCUGCAUUCUUCUCCCAUUGCUCACAGCUCUUUUAAUUGUAGAACUUUAAAAAGCAGACAAAAGUAGAGUUACAUCUAUUAGAACUCAGAAGAACAAAACUGAAAAGACCACGAUUUUAGUCAUAAUCAUGACAUGCCUAAUAUUUGUAGCCUCACUACCAGGUGGUCUUGUUUCAGUAUUUCAAGUUGUGUACACCGACUUGGGAUUUUUCUACUUAUCAAUGAACAUUGACGGAGCACUAUACACACUUCUUCUUUUUAAUGCAUCUGUAAAUUGUUUUAUAUGCUACGCAAUGUCAACUCAAUACCGAACAACGACGAAACAUGUACUCAGUAAAAUAUAUCACUUCAAAGUGCUUGGCAGACCCAGAACGGUCAGCGCUGAGUUUUAA
Caenorhabditis elegans is the source of this 995-nucleotide messenger RNA. The record is from the annotation of a RefSeq genome assembly. NCBI's taxonomy places the organism in Eukaryota, Metazoa, Nematoda, Chromadorea, Rhabditida, Rhabditidae.